AUGAACGCCAGCAGCUCGGGCUACCCCCUCGCCUCGCUCUACGUGGGCGAUCUGCACCCCGACGUGACCGAGGCCAUGCUCUAUGAGAAGUUCUCGCCUGCCGGCCCCAUCCUGUCCAUCCGCGUGUGCCGCGACGUGGCCACCCGGCGCUCGCUGGGGUACGCCUACCUCAACUUCCAGCAGCCCGCCGACGCGGAGCGGGCACUGGACACAAUGAACUUUGAGAUGAUCAAAGGCCAGCCCAUCCGCAUGAUGUGGUCCCAGCGAGACCCAGGACUUCGCAAGUCAGGUGUGGGCAACAUCUUCAUCAAGAACCUCGAGGACUCCAUCGACAGCAAGGCUUUAUAUGAUACUUUCUCCACCUUUGGGAACAUCCUCUCUUGCAAGGUGGCGUGUGACGAGCAUGGCUCCCGGGGCUUUGGCUUUGUUCAUUUUGAGACCCAGGAAGCCGCACAGAACGCCAUCAGCACCAUGAACGGGAUGCUGCUGAACGACCGCAAAGUUUUUGUUGGCGACUUCAAGUCCCGACGGGAGCGGGAGGUGGAGCUGGGGGCACGGGCCAUGGAGUUCACAAACAUCUACGUGAAGAACCUCCAAGCGGACGUGGAUGAGCACGGCCUGCAGGAGCUCUUCUCCCAGUUUGGAAAGAUGCUGAGUGUGAAGGUGAUGAGGGACAACAGUGGCCACUCUCGGGGCUUUGGCUUUGUCAACUUUGAGAAGCAUGAAGAAGCCCAGAAGGCUGUGGUCCACAUGAACGGGAAGGAGGUGAGCGGGCAGCUGCUCUACGUGGGCCGGGCCCAGAAGCGGGUGGAGCGGCAGAAGGAGCUGAAGCGCAGGUUCGAGCAGAUGAAGCAGGACCGGCUGAAACGUUACCAGGGCGUGAACCUGUAUGUGAAGAACCUGGAUGAUUCCAUUGAUGAUGAGAAACUGAGGAAAGAGUUCUCUCCCUAUGGAGUGAUUACCAGUGCGAAGAAGAGGCGACAAAGGCCGUGA
Molecule: messenger RNA, 993 nt
Organism: Propithecus coquereli (Coquerel's sifaka)
Lineage: Eukaryota; Metazoa; Chordata; Mammalia; Primates; Indriidae
Gene: PABPC1L
Product: poly(A) binding protein, cytoplasmic 1-like
Exons: 8
Coding region: 1-993 (330 amino acids)
Cellular component (GO): cytosol; ribonucleoprotein complex; nucleus
Molecular function (GO): poly(U) RNA binding; poly(A) binding; mRNA 3'-UTR binding
Source: RefSeq, a predicted model, not a curated record